AUGGCUGGCAAAAAAGGCAAGGAGGAGAGCAAGGGAGCGAAAGCCGAUGCCAAAGGGGGCAAAGGGAAGGAGUCGGCCAAGGGCAAAGGGAAGAAGGGGAAGAAGGAUGAGGUCGAUGAGCCGGAGGAGGCGUCAGACACCGAGCUGACGAAGGGUGAUGCCGUGGAGGGGGACGAAGAACAGGCAGAGGCGGCGCCGGUGGAAGUGGCCGAGGAAGCGCUGGGCAAGGGGAAGAAGGGGCAGGUGGAAGAGGAGAGCAAGGAGGGGGCCAAGGCAGAAGAUGACUCCGAUAAGAAAACGAAGAAGAAAGGUGUCUUCCAGCUGGCCGAUGCCAAGGGGAAGAAAGGGGCCAAGAAAGGUUUUGGCAAAGGCCAGCUGAAAAGGGCUGGCAAGGAGGCGAAGGAGGAGGCCGCGCCGGCGAAGGAGGAGGCCGAGCCAGCCCAGGAGGAGGCCGCGCUGAAGCCGAAGAGGAGCCUGAAGAGCACGUCCAAGCUCUUCCUGGGUUUCAAGAAGAAGGGGCCGAAGCCCUCCAAGAAGGGCCAGUUCAAAAACGCCUCCCGGUUCUUCUGGGGGCUGAACAAAAGCAGCACGAAGAAGAGGAGGAAGGCCAAGAACAAGGCGGUGCUGAAAUCCACCUCCAACCUGAUGGUGCGCUUUAAGGGCCUGGGGAAGAAGCAGAAAGAAGAACCUGGCAGGAGCCCAAAGAAACCUUCCUACCUGCUGAUUAAGCUGGGAGGGAAAGCUGAGGAGGGCGCCGGGUCCUCUGGCAGCCCGCUCCCUCCCGCAACAAAGGAGAAAUUCAAGCCCCGAGCUCAGAUCCUGAGCAAAGUGUCGGCCGCCACUAGCUGGCUGACCAGAAAGUUCCUCUUCAAAGAGGACGACCGGCUUUCCUCCCAGGAGAGGUCCGCCACGCAGCGCCGCCUGUCCCGCAUCGGGGCCAAGAAGCUCCCCAUCACCUCCGAAGAGGAGCUCGCGCGGCACCGGGCCAGCCUGCACCGUCUUUCCGGAGGGCAGAGUCUCUACGGGCCCGGGGGAGAGGACUGCGGGCACCAGGCAGGUUUGGGACAAGGCGGGCCCUCCAAGCACUACAUGCACUGCGGGGCGAGCGGGUACGAGGACUUCCCCGAGCCCUCGCCGUACCAUGGCUACCGCCAAGGAGCAGGCGGCUCCUAUAGCCCCCCAGUGCCGUAUGGCUACCCGGAUGAGGAGAGCUACUUCCAGGCACCAGGCAGUUAUGGGGACGGGUAUGGAGGGGCGUCAAAUUUUGAGACCUACCCGGGCGAGGAGGUGGAAGACGAGUACGGGCUGUACGCGCACGGCGGGGACUAUUAUGAUGACCCCCUGCAGAGCCAGUACGGCUACGAGGAGUACGAAGACCAGAGCGCCGCGGCCCCGGCCCGCUACUCCCUGUACGAGCCCUACGACCACUACGGGGGGGACGCGGACUACUACGAGGACCAGGCGGGGCUGGACGGCUACUACGAGGACCAGUACAGUGCCCCCAGUGGGAGUUACGGCCCGGGGGCCGAGGACACGGGGUACCCAGAUGACGACUACCCUCCGGGUGAAACAGGUUACGACGACUACGCGUGGGCGCCUCAUGCUCAGGCUUCCUACAACCCUUACGCCUACCCCUUGGACGACAUCCUGGAGCUGGAGGAGGCAGAGAACGGGGAUGGGGAUUAUCCCUUCUUCGAGGAGCCGGGCCCCGAGGACGUGCUGCCCUCCCGGCUGCCGCUGAACAGGCAGUUCCGGCUCUUCCCCAGGCCGCAGGUGAAGCUGUUCGGCCAAGACAAGCUGGACGUCACCCUCCCGCCGUCCCCGCACCUGCAGCAAGAGGAGGACGACUACAACCCCUACGAGCCGCGCGCCGCGCCCUUCAGCCCGUUCGGGGGCCACCCGGGCAGCUUGCCGGGCACGCGGGCUCCCGACGCGCCGGCCAGGCAAUACGGGAGCAGCCCCCUGGGCCAGUUCUUACUGAAGUCCCUCUCCCAGCCCAAACCCAUCCUGAAGCACCGGGGGCCGGAGGCGAAGGAGAGGCCCCCCACGCCGGCUCCCUUCCGGCGGGUGGUCUCCUCGCUGUUCGCUCAGAGGCAGGCGUCGUCCCCGCAGCCCUCGGCCAGGCCGAGCGCCACGUCUUCCCCCAAGCCGGGCCGGUCGCCGUCGGCUCAGCUCGCCGUGAGGCGGUUCGACAUCCCCCAGGACGACCCGCCGCGCCGGCCCCCGGCGGCCGAGCCGGCCUACAAGCGCUUUGGCCACAAACUGGCUGGCAUGGGGGCCCUGGACCCGCCGCUGAGAAAAUUCGGGCACAGCAAUAAUAACAACGCCCAGCGGCUUUCCCCGCAGCCUGCCCGGCAGAGCGAGGCCCGCUGCCCCUCACCAGACUCCGGCUCCAGGACGCAGCCGGGACCCCGCGGUCCCCCUCCAUCCCUGCGCUCCCUCGUGCGGACCGCGGGCUCCUCCGCUGCCCCUUCUCCCUCGCCGAGCAGGCCCAUCGGGGCCCGAGACGGGGCGUCCUCCUCCUUCUCCGCCUCGUGGGGGCCCAACCCCACUGGGGCCCCGGCACGGAGAGACUCCACCUUCCUGUGCGUGGCAGCUCAUGACCGUUUCAUGAGCCAGCGCGUCUCCUCCCCGCGGCCCGCGCCGAGGUGUGCCAGAAGCCUGCGGAGCGACAGGCAGGCGCCCCUCAAAACCGGCCUGCUGCGUUUCGCCGCAGACGCGCUCAGCUCAGGCUUCCCGGUCGCCUCCGCGCCGCCUCGCCUGCGCCCACGGCAGUCCGGCUCCUUUCCUGCCGCGGGGAGGAGCGUGAGCCACGCGUCGCUGCUCCCCCAGGCGUGGAACAGGCAGACGGAGCCCCCCACCAAGGCCGUGAAGCCUGUCAUAAGGAGCCAGUUCAUGAAGCAGCUGGGCCGCCCCCCCGGCUCCCUGUCCCCCCGCGAGCUUGGCCAGACCCCCUCCUCGCAGAUGCUGGCGGGUCAAGGCGGGCGGCGCGUUACCAUCCAGGAGGCUCCCAAGUCGGCCCACGAGUGGGUGCCCGCCGUCCUGGAGGACUACGGGCCCACCGGCAGCAAGGCCUCUGUGCGGGACGGAGAGGUGGUCCCGAGGGCCUGGGACGUGCUGCGGGCAGCCGACGCAGACCCCACCACGCACAACCCCUUUCUGCAGCAGGACGGGCAGCCCCGGGCGAGCUGGGGUGCAGCGCCCAGGGGGAACCCUUUCCUGAAGCGGUUUGGACAGCCGGGUGCCAGCUCCCCGCAGCACUUGAGGUGCCCCCCUGCGCAGGGACCCUCUCAGAAGCCAGCAUCCCCCACGCCGUCGCCCAGGCUCGGUCAGGCCUUCAGCUGGGCCCCCUCCGUGCCGGAGGACUACGAGCCGCCGGGCGUGUACGUGAACGAGGACCUGCUGACGGAUGAGGGCGCAGGGCGGUACGCGGUGGUGACGCCGCAGAUCCAGCGGCUGAGCUCCUUCCAGCGGGCGUCUCACCGCUACAAGCAGCACUGGUCCAACCAGCACACGGUGCACAUCCGCGAGAUGCCCAGCGUCUGGUGCUCGGAGAGCGGCGUCCGCCACCUGCCCAGCGAGACCCGCCGGUGGGCCAGCCAGCGAGGAGGAGGAGGAGGAGGAGGAAGGGGUGGCCGAGGGGGCACCGCAUCUGGACACCUGACUCGCCAUGCCUCGCUGCCCGCUCGGAGAGAUGGAAGCCGCUGGCCCGUGGUCAUUGGGGGCAAGAGGCUGGCCUGGGCCAAGAAGAUGCACGCUAUCCGCCACCUGCCCUACCUGUUCCGGGAGUGCCGGGAAGAGGAUGGCGUGGAGGACAUGACGCAGCUGGAGGACCUGCAGGAGUUCGUGGUGCUGUAUAACAUCAGGAAGAGGUUUGAGCACGAGCUGAUCUACACCUAUAUUGGAAGCAUCUUGGUGUCCGUGAACCCCUACAAGAUGUACAACAUCUACGGGACGGACCAGGUGCUGCAGUACGAAGGGAAGGCGCUGGGCGAGAACCCACCGCAUCUCUUCGCUAUUGCAAACGUCGCCUACAGCAAAGUGAUGGAUGCCAAACGCAACCAGUGUAUUAUCAUCAGUGGUGAAAGUGGCUCAGGCAAAACAGAAGCCACCAAGCUGAUCCUGCGUUACCUGGCCGCGGUCAACAAGAAGCGCAGCGCAACACAGCAGAUCCUGGAAGCGACGCCCUUGCUGGAAUCCUUCGGAAAUGCCAAAACCGUGAGGAACGACAACUCCAGCAGGUUUGGGAAAUUUGUGGAAAUCUUUCUGGAGGACGGCUUUAUCUGUGGUGCCAUAACCUCGCAGUACCUUCUUGAGAAAUCAAGGAUUGUGUUUCAGGCCAAAGACGAAAGGAACUAUCACAUAUUCUACGAGAUGCUGGCCGGCCUUCCUUCCCAGCAGAAGCAGCGAUUCUUCCUGCAGGAAGCAGAAACGUACUAUUAUCUGAACCAGGGAGGUAACUGCGAGAUCUCUGGCAAGAGCGAUGCCGAGGAUUUCCGGCGGUUGGUGACGUCCAUGGAGAACCUGAACUUCAGCAUCGAGGACCAGAACAGCAUCUUCCGCAUCCUGUCUUCCAUCCUCCACCUGGGGAACGUCUACUUUGAGAAAUACGAGACGGACUGCCAGGAGGUCGCGUCGGUCGUGAGCGCGAAGGAGAUCCUCACAGUGGCCGAGCUGCUGCAAGUCUCGCCGGAGGGGCUGGAGAGAGCCAUCACCUUCAAAGUGACGGAGACGCUGAGGGAGAAGAUUUACACCCCCCUCACUGUCGAAAGUGCUGUUGAUGCCAGAGACGCCAUUGCCAAGAUAUUGUACUCCCUGCUCUUCAGCUGGCUCACAGACAGGACCAACAAGCUGGUCUACCCCAAGCAGGAGGCUCUCUCCAUUGCCAUCCUGGAUAUCUACGGGUUUGAGGAUCUCAACUUCAACAGCUUCGAGCAGCUGUGCAUCAAUUAUGCAAACGAGUAUCUGCAGUUCUUCUUCAACAAGAUCGUCUUCAAGGAGGAGCAGGAGGAGUAUAUCCGGGAGCAGCUGGAGUGGAGGGAGAUCUCCUUCAAUGACAACCAGCCCUGCAUUGACCUCAUUGCCCAGAAGCCCCACGGGAUUCUCCGGAUCCUGGAUGACCAGUGCUCUUUCCCUCAGUCCACCGACCACACCUUUCUCCAGAAGUGUCACUACCACCACGGCUCCAAUGACUUGUACAUCAAGCCAAAGAUGCCUCUCCCUGAAUUCACCAUCCGACACUACGCUGGCAAAGUAACGUACCAGGUGCACAAGUUCCUGGAUAAAAACUACGAUCACGUUCGCCAGGAAGUCCUGGACCUUUUCAUCAACAGCAGAACCAAAGUGGUGGCCAACCUGUUCUUCGGCUAUGCCCAGCUUCUGGCGCAGCAGCAGACGGUGGUGGGGAAGAACAGCACAGUCACGCGGCGGUAUAAGGCCCCGACGGUGGCGGCUAAGUUCCAGCAGUCGCUCCUGCACCUGGUGGAGAAGAUGGAGAGGUGCAACCCUUUCUUCAUCCGCUGCAUCAAACCCAAUGACAAGAAGGAGCCGGGGCUCUUCGAGGCAGACAUCGUCAGCAGCCAACUGCGGUACUCCGGGCUCCUGGAGACCAUUCGCAUCCGCAAAGAGGGCUUCCCGGUCCGCAUCCCCUUCCAGGUCUUCAUCCAGAGGUACCGGUGCCUCCUGGAAGUCCCGCGCAACAUCACUCCCCAUGGGGCCAACUGCGUGGAAAUGCUGAGACAGCUGUGUGCCCUACGCCCCAGCAUGUACUGCAUUGGCAUCAGCAAGCUGUUCAUGAAGGAGCACCUGUACCAGGAGCUGGAGAGCAAGCGGGACCGGGCCCACCACCUGGCAGCCCUCACGCUGCAGCGCUAUGCCCGCACUUUCUUCCUCAAGAAGCGCUUCUACUCCCUGCGCCGCAAGAUCAUCCUCAUCCAGAGUCGCUCCCGGGGCUACCUUGCCAGGCAGAGGUACAGGCGGCUGCGGAGGACGCUCAUCAAAUUCAGGGCUCUGGUGAAUGUGUACGUGAACCGGAAGAGGUAUCUCAGGAGGAAGGAGGAGGCACGCAGGCGGGCAGAGGAAGAGAGGAGAAGGGCUCAGCAGGAGCUGACCAAGAGGGAGGUGAUGGAUGUGUCACGCCUAGAAGUCCCCAUCGACCUAGUGAGGCUACUGGAGGGGGCAGCCUACAGGCAGGUACAUGCCAUGUGCAUCGCUCUGUGCUCCGCUCCCAGGAUGCAGCCGGACUCCCAGCCCACUCUGCCACUCGACAUCAACAACUACCCCAUGGCCAAGUACGUGCAGGCCCACUUCCAGAUGCCCCUGUUUGGGAUGCUCACGGUCCCACUGCCGGCCCCUCUCACCCGCGUGGACGAGGAGCUGAAGCGAGAGGCGCUCAGCCUGUUCAAGCUGAUUCUGCGCUUCAUGGGUGACCCGUACCUCAACGGCCCCCGGGAGAACCUGUUUGGGAGCUACAUCGUGCAGAAGGGGCUCUCGACACCAGGGCUGCGGGAUGAGAUCCUGGUGCAGAUCGCCAACCAGGUCUGGCGCAAUACCAACAUCAACAACGAGGAGCGUGGCUGGCUCCUUCUGGCCGCCUGCCUCAGCUGCUUCACGCCCUCCGCCCGCCUGGAGAAAUACCUGCUCAAGUUCGUGUCCGACUACGCCUUCAAUGGCUAUAAGUACGUGUGCCAGCACAAGAUCCUGCAGGCCAUGCUGAAAUCCCGGUUUGGGCCCGAGGUGGCCCGGGCUUACCCCCCAUCGCUGCUGGAGUGGACGACCAACCGGCAGAGAGCCAACAUGGCCUUGGACAUCUACUGCUUCAACGGCGACCAGUUCUCCUGCCCCGUCCACUCCUGGAGCACAGGGGAGAGCGUGGCUGCGGACCUGCUCAAGUCCAGGGGGAUAACAGAAGGCUGGCGGGGCUGGUCCGUCACCAUGAAGGACGGGGCCCAGUGGGCCGAGCUGGCUGGCCAUGACUACGUCCUGGACCUGAUUUCCGACCUGGAGCUGCUCCACGGCUUCCCCAAGCAGAAGUCGUAUUUCCUCAUCGCCUCAGAGGGGCUGGAGCAGAGCCGGGGGGCCCCCUGGGCGGUGUUUGGCCAGGGCAUGGAGUCUGAUGAGGAAGUCCCUCCACCCCCGGCCACCAAGGCACCCACUGAGCCUCCCAGCGUGGUGGACUCAGAUGGGUAUCACAGUCAGGGCUCCAGCUCCAGGUCGCCGGUGCCUGACACCAUACAGAAAGCAGAGUCUGAUGCCUCCAGUGAACCGCGAAUGCAGAAGGGCUUGGAUCAUUACCUGGACAGCCUGUUUGACCCCGUCCUGUCCUAUGGGAAUGGGGAGCUGGAGAAGCCGGCCGUCAUGUCCCAGAGGAUGAAGGGCGGUGGUGGGGUAGGAGGUAGGGGCAGCGACAGCAACCUGCAGCAGGGCGGUGCCAGGGCCCCCACGCAGAUGCCUCCGCGGCCUGGUGUGGAGCAGACCCGGAUGGCGCAGCAAGGGGCUCACCGGGAGACAGCCGGGCUCCUGACUCGUCCGAUGGGCAGGCCAGCAAUGGCUCUGCAGCAGCAAGCUAUCUACAGGGUGUCCAGCCCCAGCCCCAGGCCGGGCCUGGCACCGCCGUUCCAGAGGAGGGGGGUGAGUGGGCCACCCGGCAGGACUGCAGCCGCUCCUGGCCCCAUGCAGGAGAGACCCUUACGGAGAGCCGCAUCUCCACCCCCCCGGCGCUGGUCUGGUGAGCUGGUGCGGCACAGCAGGCUCAACUCGGAGCACUUCCCCGAGCCCACGCGCAACAUCAGGAACAUCAUCCGGCAGUACCAGCAGCCCACCCGGCUCCCAGAGACCCUCAGGAAGGAGGGCGGGAAGGUCUUUGUGAAGAAGAUGGAUCCCCACGAGGAAGCCAUGAUGAUCCUGAAGAGGCAGAUGGCCGUCGCACCACCGCCUCCCACUCUGAUGCCCAAGGAAACGGUGGCCAUGGUGAAACCUGUGACCAAGAGGCCUCCCCGGGUGACGCUGGCCCCUUCCCGGAGCCCUGUCCGUGUGGCAAUGCCAGUCAUAGUGUCCCGGGACCUGCCAGCCCAGGAGGAGCAGAUCCAGACCCAGCUGCACCGGCGCUUCAGCGAGGAGUUCUACACCUACUGCAACGUGCCCUGGAAGAUCUACAUCCGCAAAGAGGUCUUCUACCCCAAGGACAACUUCAACCACCCCCUGCUGCUGGACCUCAUUUUCAGACAGAUCUUCAACGACACGCUGUCUGACGCCUGCGUCCGCAUCAGCCCAGAGGAGCGCCAGCGCAUGAGGUCACUCUUCGCGGCCAACAAGCUGGACUCCUUCAGCCCCGUUGCCGAUGAGAGCGUCAAGAAGGAGAUCAUCAGAAUGGCCCGGGACAGCUGGGAGGUCUACUUCUCCCGCCUCUUCCCUGCCACGGGCAGCGUGGGGACCGGGGUGCAGAUCCUGGCCGUGUCCCACACAGGCAUUAAGCUGCUGAGGCUGAUCAAGGGCACCAACAUGCCUGGGGAGCAGCUGCGGGUGCUGCGGACGUAUAGCUAUGCCGACGUCCUGUUCGUGACCAUGCCCUCCAGAAACAUGCUGGAGUUCAACCUGAUCAGCGAGAAGCUCAUCCUCUUCUCCCCCAAGGCUGCCCAGGUGAAGGCCAUGAUUGACUAUUUCAUCACGGAGAUCAAGAAGGACUCUCAGUACGUGGUCGCUGUGAAGAACCACGUUGCAAUGGACAACAGCCAGCUGAGUUUCCACAAGGGCGACAUUGUCCACCUGCAGCCGCUGGAACGCCCCAAGAAAGACUACUAUUAUGGCUACGUGGUGCGCAAGAAGCUGAUGUACCUGGAGGAGCUGAAGCGUGGCACCCCGGAUUUUGGGUGGAAGUUCGGUGCCAUCCAUGGCCGCUCAGGGCUCUUCCCCAUGGAGUACGUCCAGCCUGUAGCAGCCCCGGACUUCGUGCACCUACCGGCCGACAAGAAGGAAGAGCCCAAGAACAAACGGGGCAAGGUGGCAGCCUCCGCGGCCGUGGCUGCGGCUGUGGCCUCAACUGCCAUGGCCCGGGAGCUGGGCAGGAAGGGUUUUCUGGGAGUUGUAGCCCAGGUUACAGUCAGCACGGCUCUGCGCACUGCCCCAGCUGUUACACACGUCCAUGCACGUGACAGCGGAGCACAGCUCCCAGCCGCAGGGAUACUGCUCCUCGCCCAGCCAAGCUCCUCGUUCUCUCCCCGCAGGGACUCCUUCAAACAGAAAUCCAAGAAGGGACGGGACGUGCCAGGCAUGGCAGAGAAGCUCAAGUUCACCAAGUCCCCCAUCCAGGAGUCGCUGAUCGAGUUCACUGACAGCAGCGUGAGCAAGAUGGCAGUCGAGGCCUUCCAAGCCGUGAUGAAGUUCAUGGGUGACCACCCUCUCAAGGGACAGACGGAGCUGGACAUUGUCUGUGCCAUCUUGAAGCUGUGUGGUGACCACGAGGCGCUGAGGGAUGAAGUCUACUGCCAGGUCAUCCGCCAGGUCACCAACAACGCCAGCUCCAAAACGGACAGCUCGCAGAAGGGCUGGAGGCUGCUCUACAUCCUCACUGCCUACUACAAGUGCUCCGAGGUCUUCAAGCCGCACCUGCUGUCCUUCCUGCAGGAGGUCUGCAGCAGCCCCGGUCUGCACUUCCAAGGGAUCGCCAAGGCUUGUGAGCAGAACCUCAAGAAGACUUUCCAGUGCGGCGGCCGGACCAGGUUUCCCAGCAGCAUGGAGCUCAAAGCCAUGGUGGCCGGAAGGAGCGCGAAACGACAGCUGUUCCUCCUGCCUGGAGGCAUUGAGAAGCACCUGAAGAUCAAAACCUGUUCGGUUGCGCUGGAUGCGGUUGAGGAGCUGUGCGAGGAGAUGGGGCUGCACCGGCCUGAGGCUUUUGAUGAGUACAUCAUCUUCGUGGUGUCCAGCAGGGGUCAGAACGUGCGCCCCCUGAGCCGCAGGGAGUACAUCCUGGACGUGGCCACGGAGAUGGAGCGCGUGGACCCCAACUACACCUUCUGGUGCCGCCGCGUCAUCUGGAUGCAGCCGCUCAAGUUUGACAACGAGCUGUACGUCACCGCGCACUACAACCAGGUCCUCCCUGACUACCUCAAGGGGCUCUUCAAUGUGUUCCCUCCUGUGAAGCCCAGUGACCAGCAGCUCCAGCAGAUCGCCAAGCUGGCAGCCCUGCAGCACCGGGCCAAGGACAGCCUGUAUCUGCCCACCGUCCGGGAGGUACAGGACUACAUCCCGCCGCAGUUCUGCCGCAUGCAGCACAUCCAGUCCUGGUUCAACAUGGUGAUGCAGCACAUGCAGCAGGUCCAGGCUCUCAGUGCCCACCAGGCAAGAGCCCAGUUCCUAGGGCUCGUGAGCGCCUUCCCCAUGUUCGGCUCAUCCUUCUUCUACAUUCAGAGCUGCAGCAACACCACCAUUGCCUCACCCUGCAUCCUGGCCGUCAACCAGAACGGCCUCAACUUCCUCAACAAGGAGACCCAUGAGCUGAUGGUGAUGUUCUCACUGAAGGAGGUCCAGUCGGCAAGGACGCAGCAGCCCUCAGCCGGCUCCAGCUACCCCUACGUGGAGCUCACGCUGGGAGACGUGAUGUCACAGAGCGUCACGCAGCUGCAGCUUGACCAGGGCCUGGAGCUGUGCCGCGUGAUCGCCACGCACAUGGAAAGCUUGCUGUUCGCUCGUGAGAAAAGGCUCACCCUACCGCCUAGCGAGAUCACGCUGCUCUGAACAUGCAUGGCCUGCCCCAUCCCAGCUGCACCAGCCAAAACCGCCGUGGGGCUACGGAGAUGUCUCUGCCUCCUGGCAGGGGCACAGCACCGACCUGGCGAUACCAGCUCUUGGCUGAUUCAAGUCAGCAGACGCAGCUGGUUCCAGUGAGGCUGGGCUGGUCCGUUCCCCGUGAGGACACAGCCUGGUGGCAUUAGGUCAGAGAGGGUGGGAAAGCAAAACAGAUAGGAGGAGUGGAGGAGGAAGCAGAGGAACACCAAUGCCUUAAUUAGGAUAAGGAUGCCCUCACAGACCUCCCUUGCAGUGGGGUCCUAGGACCAGGAGCAGAGACUGUUUAUUAGUGACUUAUCCAGGGAUCAUCCUGAAGCAGGCUGUGCCCGCCGGGAUGGCCAUAACCCAGUUUCUAUGGGCCACAGGCCUCCUACCUUUCGUACUCAUACCCACCUCUGCUACCGUGCCUGUCCCCGAAUCAUUAUUUUUGUAACUGGACUUGGCACUGGGGCAGCUCUCGCCUGCUCAGCCCCACUCCUGGUUUUGUAAUGUUUUGCACUUGAGGUCACGCUGAGAUUUUUUGUUUUUAAUUGACGCAAAAUUAAACCUCCCUUGGAAGCCCAAAGCCGCCUCUGCCUGGAUCUGCUGAGCAGCAUCAGGCCCUGCAGAGCUGCAGCCCUUUCCUCCACCCUGAGGGUGCCUGGGUUUUGAGUCUGGUUUCGUUUUACUGUGACCCUGCAGCUGCCAGAGAUGUGUUCUCUAUAAUGCCCUGAGCUCCCUGCAGUGCUCCUGUUCUGCCUUGUGCCCUCCCCAUUUGGGAGUUGCCUGCCUGUUCCCCAGAGAAACAGGACGGGCAAGCAGGAGGACAUCAGACUGUGAAAAGAGAUGAGCUCCAAACCACGCUCCGAUGCCUAGAAAAUAGGCCAGAUGCUCCCUAAUGAAAGAAGUACAUUUGGGCAGAGGCAAAGGGACCGUGGCUGGAGACACACUUGCCUUCACCCUCUCUCCUGCACACACUCGGCGUCAGCUGUGCCCCCGACACCAGCGCUGAGCUUGACCCUGCCCUUGCAAAGCACCUUGAUGCCCACGCUGAAGCCAGAGUCUUUCCACCCAAGCACGCUUGGCCGUGUGGCACGGUGAGGACCACGACGCGGCAGGGACAUCUAGGGUGACACAUUGAUGGCGGGGGAGACAGAUAUCCUCUGAGCCACUCCAGGCGCUGUGCAAG
Molecule: messenger RNA, 11950 nt
Organism: Gavialis gangeticus (Gharial)
Lineage: Eukaryota; Metazoa; Chordata; Crocodylia; Gavialidae
Gene: MYO15A
Product: myosin XVA
Exons: 65
Coding region: 1-10731 (3576 amino acids)
Cellular component (GO): myosin complex; cytoskeleton
Molecular function (GO): protein binding; ATP binding; cytoskeletal motor activity
Source: RefSeq, a predicted model, not a curated record